AUGGCUGCUUCGACGAACCCAGGCGAGCACUUUUGGCAAGAGGAGCAGGCCAGAAGAUUGGAUAUAGAAGACAAGCUUGCACGGAAUAUGGCAGUGGUCCCAGUCCGCAAUGUCGACCACAUAGACCCAGGAAAAUUGCCCACAGUAAACAUGAAAGUCGAUGAAUGGAAAGCUCUGCACAAUCCCAUUUUCAAGAUAUUCAACGAAAGAGGUGAUGGUGCUAUCGAUCAGCAGAGCGAGACGUACAUUCUAAACCAAUCUAUUAUGAUGAGAGACCUAAUUGUGAAAACACAUGAGAAAACUCUCCAGUAUCGAGCAAAAGGUCGUGUGUGGCGAGGCUUGCGAAAUCGAUCCGAGCAAUAUCUUCUGGAGUUUCGACGAGCCACUCAGUACUACUUUACAAACCAAAACGAUAGCAGUAAGCAACGAAUGGAUCCUGCAAUAUUUCAAACGGCUGUUGCGGAUUUCCAUGCUGCUCUGUCCACCACUCUCAAGGGUCUGCGUAUUGCGAUGGCAGAGGAAGCGAGCGUUGCGGAAGUGAUUGACACGGAAUAUGAUUCAGAUGAAGGGGAACCUAUCAUUAAUUUGAAGACAAAUCACAAUACACUUCAGCCAUUCAGUGACCUUGUGCAGGGCAUUAUGGAGAUGUCAGAUAUUAUGAGGUCUAGACAGAGAGCAAUGGCCGGGUCUAAGCCAGCCUCUAUCGAUAAUUUGACUGAAGCAAACAAAGGACUUGAGAAGAGAUUGAAUGAGCAGCGUGCAAAAGUCGAGAGGUUGGAGAGAGAAAAGCGAGAUUUUUUCAAUGCACGUGGGCCCCCUCCACCUGGCCAGAAUUGUGCCAAAGAGAAAGCCGAGAACGAGAGAUUGGAGAAUGAACUGCAGAUAGCGGGGGAGGUCCUGGCUGAAACCAGAAGACAAUACGCUCAACAAAGCGAAUAUAUCGAUAACGUCUCGAGAGGUCAGACGGUACCAGCGGCGGCAGCUGCCGCUGGAGCUGCAGAACCAGCGGAUGGUGUUCAUCUAUCCGAUCAGGCUUUUGACGAAAUGUGCAGACAUUUCGAAAGCUAUCAUGCGAAUGCGGAAGCAUCCAAUGCCAGAGUUCGGGAGCUCGAAAACGGGUUGAGAAACGCUGCACUUCCGCCAGGCUAUGGAAAGCUAGGUGAUAAUCCAACUAACGAUCAGAGGAAGGCAAUGGAAGAGGAGCUUCGAAUUGAGAAAGCCAAGGCCAAGGAUAUCGAGCAAGCAAAAGAUCAAUUUAUUCACAAGUUGCGAGGGCAAUUAGAGAAAGCUAACGUUGAUAAAAAAUCAUUCCAAGAUAGUGAAGGGGCGCUCAGACGGCAAAUAAAUGAGUUAACCACUCAAAGGGAUGAAGCUGUCCAAAAAUUCGAAGCUGUGAAGGACGUGGAGGGCGACUUGAAGAAGGAUGCAGCUGUAAUUUCAGUAGAAGCAUUGAAACGGCUACGGGCCGAGAGAGAUAAGCUUGCACAAAUGGCCGAAGAUUACGAUACAGAAGCCAUAAUUAGAUUCAAAGGCGUGAAUGAACUCCGAAAACGGAUCGUUGAAAAAGACGAAGAAAUUAGAAGUUUGAGGGUCAUGCUUGAAUGGGAUACUCGUGCAAGCAGGGAUCGACAGGAAAUCCAAGACCUCAGAGAAAGAAUUAUCGCCUAUGAGCAUGCAAUUGAUGAUAUUAUUGCCAAAGGAGUCGUAGAUGACUUAGACGGCUCCGAUGCACCAGAUCCAGUUGACCCAGUAGACAAGGCGGAGCUAGAUCGUCUAAGAAAUGAGGUAUUAAAACCUGAGUCUGAUGCUUUAGCAUCUGGAAUCACGAUUGCAGACCUACGAAGGGAGAUCGCGGCCAUGACAACAGUCAUCCAAGAUUUACAAGGUAACCUCGCGCAAGCGAGAGCAGUUCGUCCGGAAGAAGUUGGCCCAGAUAGCCCCCUUGCCCGAGUCCAUGCCGAGCUUGAGGAACGGGACCAGCGCAUCGCGGAUCUGGAUGCUCGAAUUGCCGAUAACAGUGGCAGACAUGAACAACAAGUGAGAGAUCUUCAGGCAAGACUUGAUGACGCGAGAUUAAACGCCAAUGGUAUCUCACCGGAAGAAUUGCGAAAUUUGAGGAAGAAUUUGGCCAAUUUGAGAAAACAACAUAAUGCAGAUCAGAUAACUCUUGCAGAUCAGCUAAGCGAGCUUGAGGCUUGUCAAAGAAGAGGCGCACUAAAGGAUAAACAAAUACAACUUUACGUUGCCAGUCAAGCCGCCGGUGGAGGUAUUGCCGCUUCGGCAAAUGAUAAUGCUGUCGGCCAAUUACUACAAGAGCUUCGAAAUGAAAAUGAUACCUUGGAAGCAGAUUUGAGAAGACUGAAGGAUGAAAGGGAAAGGAAAGCGGAAGAGGAGAGAGCCAAGGCGGAAGCGGAACACCAACAAAAUGUGGAAGAUGUUGCGAGGGAUCAAGCAAUCCGAGAUGAAAGUGUGGCAUCAUUCGAUUCAAACGAAGAAGUUAAUAAGCAACAUAUAGCAAGAAUCAAUGUACAGAGAGACAGAAUUGUUCAAUUGGAGCGGCUAAACCGAGAUCUUCAACUGGAAGUUACCGUCAUGAAAGCAACUGCGGCGGGUAAUUUAAAACAACGAGGAGUUCUCGAAGCACGAAUAAGGGAUCUUCGAAAAGAAAGAAAUGCCCUUCGAGAAGCACAGAACGAAGGGGGCGCGGCCGCGGCCGCGGCUCCCGAGGAUACUGACAUGAUUGAAAGCCUCGAGGCUCAAAUUGCCGAUCUCCAGACGCGACUUGAUGCAUGUGAGGGAACGGGCGCAACUCUUCGAGAACAGAGAGAUCAAGCGAUUGCAGAAAAUGAGGGAAGCAAGGCACUAAUGGCUGAUCUACAGACAAGGCACGACGCAAUGGCGGGCGAGGGUCCUAAGCUUGGAAUGAAACGUAUCAAGACACGUAUUGCCAACCAGGCUAAAGCAACCAAGGCCAGGAAUAUUGCCGCCAGAGAAGCUGAAGUCGCAGCCGGAAACGUAACAAUUCCUCCGGGACCAACAGCAUCUGAAUUGGAAAGGAGAAGGGAAAGAGAAUUGAGAGAUCGAGCGGAAGAGAGGAGACGAGCGGAAAAGGAAAGACAAGCUGAAAGGAAGAGACAAGAAGAUGAGAGGAAAAAAGCGGAAGAAGAAGCUUUUGCAGUGAUAGGAGGGGAGGAAGAGGAGGAGGAAGAUAAAAAGGUAUCAAGCGAAGAUGAAUUCGCAGAGGAAAAGGAAGAGGAGGAGGAACCAGAACCAAAACCAGAACCGAAAGUUCCUUCUCCGGGCAGAAUUACGAGAGCAAGAGCGAGGUCACUCGCUACAACGCAAGGAAUGACGCCGGAGGAGAGAAGGCAACGAGCAGCAGAUGAACAAAGAGAGAAAGAUGCUGCGGCGGCGCAUAAGGUAAUAGAUGACGCAGCCGCGAAGGCGGGAGAAGAUCGAGUGAAAGCUGAUAGGGCGGAGGCUGCUAGGAAGAGAGCUGAAGACCGGGCGGCCAAAAAGGCGGAGGCUGACAAGAAGAAUGCUGAAGAACGCACGGCUAAAAAGGAGGAGGCUGACAAGAAGAAAGCUGAAGAACGCGCGGCUAAAAAGAAGGAGGCUGACAGGAAGAGAGCUGGGGCACGCGCGGCUAAACAGGAGGAGGCUGAUCAGAAGAGAGCUCAGCAACGCGCGGCUAAAAAGGCGGAGGCUGACAAGAAGAGAGCUGAGCAACGCGCGGCUAAAAAGGCGAAGGGAGACCAAAAGAAAGCUGAUGAUGCCGCGGCGAAGAAGGUGGAAGAGGAUAGGAAGAAAGAGAAAGAGAAAGAGGAUAAGAAAAAGGCGGAUGAUGCAGCGAAGAUGAAGGAAGAGGAAGAAGAUAAGGAGGAAGAGGAGGAGGAGGAGGAGGAAGCCUCUUCGGAGUCAUCUGAAAGUGAAUUGAAAGAUAAAAACGAUGAUCAAGAUGAUGAUAAAGACGAUGAUCAAGUGGGAGGAGGAGGAGCAGGAAGAGGAAGAGGAAGAGGAACAGGAAGAGGUAGAAGGAGAGGAGGAGGAGGAGGAGGGGCAGGAGCAGGAGCAGGAGCAGGAGCAGGAGCAGGAGUAGGAGCAGGAGCAGGAGCAGGAGCAAGAGCAGGAGCUGGAGCAGGAAGAGGAGCAGGAGGGGGAGGGGCAGGAGGGGCAGGAGGGGCAGGAGGGGCAGGAGGGGCAGGAGGGGCAGGAGCAGGAGCAGGAGCGGGAAGAGGGCGAGGGAGAGGAGGAGCAGCAGGAAGAGGAAGAGGAAGAGGAGCAGCGACAGUACAAAAUGUAGCUGAACAAACUCGCGGAGAAGUAACCGAAGUGGAAACCGCGAGUGCGAUAUUCGCAGCCGAACCACGAAGAUCCAGUUUCCUAACUCAUAAAUUGGACACCAAACCAACAGUCACGUUUGACGAAGAGAAAUAUGUUUUUGGGCUAGGGGAUACCGAGGAUGAGUUGGCGACGUCGGAGGGGAGUGGAAGAAGUUUUGGUUUGAAGAGGAGUCCUUCUCCUUCGAUGUUUGAAUCGGAUGACCGCAAGAGAGUUAGGAGAGAGCAGUUUGAAGUUGGUUACGCAUUUUAA
Sclerotinia borealis F-4128 is the source of this 4593-nucleotide messenger RNA. The record is from the annotation of a GenBank genome assembly. Lineage: Eukaryota; Fungi; Ascomycota; Leotiomycetes; Helotiales; Sclerotiniaceae.